CUACCUUCAGUAUUUAAUUUAAACUUCAGUCUACCAAUAGUUGAAUGAUCUAUUUUUAAAAAGUGUUAGAAUAACUCUUUGUUGACACACUCCUUUGUAUACGGAAAAGCCGUUUCCUCCCUCCCAUUUUGUUUGAUCUCUCAGUUAGUGUUGCUCUCGCUUGCUUGGUGUCACUUGCGUCCUUCUCCCAUUGGUCUUGCCCAACUCUUACAUCACCCCAUCUCUAAGUCCCAUGGAGAGGAAGCUUCUUGCUUAUGGACACUGGAGAAGAAGAGGAAGGCGACGUGGAGAAAGGAGAAAAAAACCCUAAAGAAUGGCAAUAUUGUAAUUUUACGCAUAUCAUAAACCCUAAUAAAUGGGUCAUUUGCUAAUUAGUUUUAAAAAUUAACAAAAUGAAAAGUGGGAGAAAAUGAUAUGAUCGCAAAUCGCAAGGGGUUGAAUCUGAAAGCCUUAUCCCCAAAUUUCUGUGCUCCAAGACAACUAGAAAUGAGUCUCCGAUUGCUUCCAAAUCCCGGCCAUCCCUCCCUCCAUCUUCGACGCAAUUGCCGCCUCUUCCACAACCUCCGCCCCACAAAUCAACCACCACCGCCACCAAUGGAGGUCGAAAUCAAACUCCGUCUCCCCGACUCUUCCUCUCACCACAAACUCUCCCACCUCCUCUCCUCUCACCACAUCAAAACCCACAAUCAACACAACUUCUUCUUCGACGGCCCCAACGCUGAGCUCUCCUCCAACCAAGCCGCCCUCCGUAUCCGAUUCUACAACGAAGAUUCCCACUGCGUCCUCUCUCUCAAAGCAAAACCCACAAUCUCCGACGGAAUCAGCCGCAUCGAGGAGGAGGAAGAGGCGUUGGAACCGUCGAUCGGCCGGGCGUGCGUGGAGGAGCCGAAUCGAAUGAUGUUGAUGGAAGAAUCGAAGAUUUUGGAGAGAGUGAAAGAGGAGUAUAGGAUUGAUGGGUUUGUGUGCUUGGGGGGAUUCAAGAACGUGAGAAGAGUGUAUGACUGGAAAGGAUUGAAAUUGGAAUUGGAUGAAACGAUAUUUGAAUUCGGAAGGAAUUAUGAAAUGGAAUGUGAGAGUGAAGAUGCGGAAAGAGAUAGGGAUUUGCUGGAAGGAUUUUUUAAAGAGAAUGGAAUUAGUUAUUCGUAUUCUCAAAGUUCUAAGUUAGCCAUUUUCCGAUCUGGGAAGUUGCCGCCAUUCUUCUGAAAUCUUUCUUCUUCCAUUUUCAUAAUGCCGUUGGCCGUCUCAGUUUGUUUCUUUAAAAUUCAACUUUUUAUUGAGAUUAAAUUAUAUAUUUAGUUUACACAAA
Cucumis sativus (cucumber) is the source of this 1306-nucleotide messenger RNA. Its product is annotated as triphosphate tunnel metalloenzyme 3. The transcript has a single exon. The coding region runs from base 415 to 1203 and encodes 262 amino acids. The record is from RefSeq and is a predicted model, not a curated record. Lineage: Eukaryota; Viridiplantae; Streptophyta; Magnoliopsida; Cucurbitales; Cucurbitaceae.